Molecule: messenger RNA, 867 nt
Organism: Fundulus heteroclitus (mummichog)
Lineage: Eukaryota; Metazoa; Chordata; Actinopteri; Cyprinodontiformes; Fundulidae
Gene: chmp4c
Product: charged multivesicular body protein 4C
Exons: 5
Coding region: 162-857 (231 amino acids)
Biological process (GO): late endosome to vacuole transport via multivesicular body sorting pathway; vesicle budding from membrane
Cellular component (GO): multivesicular body; cytoplasmic side of plasma membrane; ESCRT III complex
Source: RefSeq, a predicted model, not a curated record
AACGCUGAAAGGUGUGUCCGUAUAGGUGUUCUCGCUGGCUGGUUUGAACGGAACCCAGAAAGCCGUCGAGCAGGAAAAUCCGCAACAGCCGUCCGCGAAGGCCAGCGACUCGAUCGAGUUUAAUUUCAUUUAGACCGCUUACUGUAAAGGAAAGUCUGAUAAUGAGUAAAAUCUCGAAGCUUUUCAAGGGCAGCUCCGGCGGCUCGGGUUCAUCGUCCAGCUCCAAACACCACCGGUCGAAAGGAGGGCCGAGUCCGCAGGAGGCCAUCCACAGACUGCGGGAAACCGAGGAAAUGCUGACGAAGAAGCAGGACUACCUGGAGAAGAAGAUCGAGCAAGAAAUCGCCACAGCCAGGAAGCACGGCACCAAAAACAAGCGGGCUGCCCUGCAGGCCCUGAAGAGGAAGAAGCGCUUGGAGCAGCAGCUGACCCAGAUUGAUGGCACCCUGUCCACCAUUGAGUUUCAGAGGGAGGCUCUGGAGAACUCGCACACCAACACGGAGGUCCUCAAGAACAUGGGCUUCGCUGCCAAGGCCAUGAAGAAGGUCCACGAGAACAUGGACGUCGACAAGAUUGAUGACUUGAUGCAGGACAUCACAGAGCAGCAAGACGUGGCUCGGGAAAUCAGCGAGGCCAUUUCCGGGCCAUUUGGCGAGCAGUUUGAUGAGGACGAGCUGCUUGCAGAGCUGGAGGAGCUGGAGCAGGAGGACCUGGAGGAGAACAUGAAGAGUAUGGGAGGACUGCCGAGCGUUCCCAGCUCCAAGCUGCCCUCAUCACAACCCAGUCAUCGUACAAAAAGCAAGAAAAGGGCUGAAGAUGACGACGACAUGCACAUGCUGGCAUCAUGGGCAACAUGAGUUCCUUAAC